Messenger RNA from Acaulospora colombiana, 539 nucleotides. The record is from the annotation of a GenBank genome assembly. Lineage: Eukaryota; Fungi; Glomeromycota; Glomeromycetes; Diversisporales; Acaulosporaceae.
GACCUCAUCGGAUUUGGAUUGGCGCUGCCAGCAGGGUAUCCUCUGGAUGGUCUCUCCACAUCGGCAAGGUAAUGAGAUCUCUACUUGACAAGGUGGACAAUUCCCUGUGUGACCUAGAAUGCAACAAAUCAGCCCCUGAGAAACACAAUGCAACAUUAACAUACAAAAUGCGGUACAUGGGUGGUCGCAAUCUUGCAGGGACUUCUGACAAGGAGAGUCACAGCAUGCAUGUAGUGAUCACGUUGGGACUUCGUGGGCACUCGGUUUUGUUGGGUGAAUGGGGGUGGCAUGCCUAUCAUAGUCAAUAUAUGCUAGAAGGGAGAAUGGUUAUCGAUCUUACCUCCUCACAGCUAUGUUUCCCACAUCGGUACAUCCUUUAUUUGGCGUAUCAGAGAGAAUUGACCAGCAGAGAGCAAUCGACCCACCUUUCACAUGUUGCUUCACAGGAGAAUCUUCCCUCCCAUGUUUCUGUUCCAUCAGCACAUUCGACUACCCUGCCUUCACCACAUCCCAGGACUCUAUUUUCUCUUCCACAAUAG